AAAUCUUCGUUCGAUCAGAGUUUCAAAGAACGAGAAGAUCACCAUGGAUGAUGAAGAAAGAGGGCCAAGGUUAAGCAAGAGAUUCUCAGACAAAACUGCCGAUGGAGAAGUUGAUUACAAAACUAAGUCGGGAACUGCUUGGUCUCAUUCUUACCUUAAUCAAAAGCCAUGGCAUCCUCUCUCCUACCCUAACCAACGCCGCAAAUGGAUUGCGGAACAGACUAACGCCCAACAAGAACGUCGUGCCGAAGAAGUUGCCCGUGAGAUUUAUCCCUAAUGCGCAUAACCUCCUGUUUUGUAAUGGUUUCGUCACGCAGUAUGCUCAAGAACAGGAGUUUUUCCGCCAGGCUGCCCUUGUUUCAAAAAAAGAGAAGGAAAAAAUGGAGAUGAUGAAAGCUGUUAGCUUCAUGUAUAUCCGACCACCUGGUUAUAAUGCUGAAAGCGCCAAAGCUGCAGAGAUUGCUGAGGAGAAGAAAAUUCAGGAACCCUCACAAGAUCCACGUUCAGAGGACACAGAGGCAGCCCAUAUGUUGCAAAAUCCAAUUCCACCCGAUGAUCAAAAGAAGAAGCCAAGACCUAAAGAUGUUUUUGGUCGUGUCCUACCAACAGAAGAACAAUUUGAAGCCCUUAAAAAUGCCCCAAAGCUAGAGACGGGUGUAGCUGGAAGGGCAAGGCCAUUUGGAAUUGAAAUAAGGAAUGUAAAAUGUGUGAGAUGUGGAGCUUAUGGGCACCAAAGUGGUGAUAGAGAAUGUCCAUUGAAGGAUGCUAUAAUGCCUAAUGAAGAAAGCCGAUUGAAAAGAGAUGAUCCGUUAACUGCUAUUAUAGCUCAAACAGAAGCAUCUGAGCCUCUUAAGUGGGAGUUAAAACAAAAGCCUGGAAUGAGUCCACCUCGUGGUGGGUUCAGACCAGAUGAUCCAAAUCAGCAGAUUGUUGCAGAGGAUAUAUUUGAUGAAUAUGGAGGGUUUCUUGGUGAGUCGGUUAUCCCUGAUCUGCUAGCUAACUUCUCUACAAGCAAGCAUAAGAAGUCUAGUGGCAAGAGAAAACACAAACACAAACACAAAGACAAAGUGCGCUCACCACCAACGAUUAGUCAUCAUAAACACAAUUUGUCUGAUGAUGAUGAUGAUGAUGAUGAUGGGGGAAGGAGGUUAAAGAAGAGUAAAAGUGAACAGAAGAAGAAGAAGAAACAAAUACAGUCUGAAUCAAGUUCAUCAGAAGAUGAUGAUAGGAGUAGGAGGAGAAAAGGGAGUGGACAUAGGCGGCGUGAAAGUUCAGACUCUGAUCAGCAACAAAGAUAUGGAAGUCGUCACCGUAGCCAUCAUCACCGCCACCGUAGACGUGCUGAUUCAUCACAUUGAGAUUGUACACUUGUUUGACAUUUUUUUUCUUUUUUGUAUUUUUAUGACAUUACUAAGGUAUUGUUUAUUUUUAUAAAAGAGUUUAAUGUAGACAAGAUUUAGGGGUUC
Messenger RNA from Lactuca sativa (garden lettuce), 1466 nucleotides. RefSeq names its product zinc knuckle (CCHC-type) family protein. Gene Ontology annotation, biological process: negative regulation of DNA-templated transcription. Lineage: Eukaryota; Viridiplantae; Streptophyta; Magnoliopsida; Asterales; Asteraceae. Gene Ontology annotation, molecular function: transcription corepressor activity. Gene Ontology annotation, cellular component: nucleus. The record is from RefSeq and is a predicted model, not a curated record.